AUGGCGUCCCUCCUCAAGAAACCAUUGAAACUGGCCCUGGUUCAAUUAGCCUCAGGCGCCGAUAAGGCAUUGAACCUCGCACAUGCUCGUACCAAGGUCCUUGAGGCCGCCAAAGCUGGCGCCUCUCUGAUCGUCCUCCCCGAGUGCUUCAACUCGCCCUACGGUACCCAGUUCUUCCCCAAGUACGCCGAGACGCUGCUCCCUUCGCCACCCACCCAGGAGCAGUCCCCCUCCUACCAUGCGCUUUCGUCCAUCGCCGCUGAAGCAAAGGCCUACCUGAUCGGCGGAAGCAUUCCUGAGCUCGAACCGACCACGAAAAAAUACUACAACACAUCGCUGGUGUUCUCCCCCACCGGUGCCCUUAUUGGAACGCACCGCAAGACCCACCUCUUCGACAUUGACAUUCCCGGCAAGAUCACCUUCAAGGAGAGCGAGGUGCUUUCUCCUGGUAACCAGCUGACGGUCGUGGACUUGCCGGAUUACGGCAAUAUCGGACUGGCGAUCUGCUACGAUAUCCGCUUCCCGGAGGCGGGUAUGAUCGCGGCGCGGAAGGGGGCCUUCAUGCUUGUCUAUCCGGGUGCGUUCAACACCACCACGGGCCCGCUGCACUGGUCACUGUUGGCUCGUGCCCGUGCCGUGGAUAACCAGGUGUAUGUGGCUCUGUGCAGUCCCGCCAGAGACAUGAGUGCUACAUAUCAUGCCUAUGGUCACAGCUUGAUCGCGGACCCUAGCGCCAAUGUGCUGGCCGAGACCGAGGAAAAGGAGGACAUAAUCUACGCGGACCUGGAUAACGAGACGAUCCAGAACACGAGGAAGGGGAUUCCCAUUUAUACCCAGCGGCGGUUCGAUUUGUAUACCGAUACGACCACUGCAGCCAACGACAGCCGACACUUCUGUCCCUCAUUCAAAAUGUCCGCCCCCGUCAAGACCGGCAAGAAGACCCGUUCGGCCAUCGCCGACGUGGUUACUCGGGAGUACACCAUCAACAUGCACAAGAGAAUGCACGGUGUUUCCUUCAAGAAGCGUGCUCCUCGUGCUAUCAAGGAGAUCCGCGCUUUCGCUGAGCGUGCUAUGGGCACCACCGACGUCCGUGUCGACCCCCAGCUCAACAAGAAGGUCUGGGAAGCCGGUGUCAAGGGCGUCCCCUACCGUCUCCGUGUCCGCAUCUCCCGUAAGCGUAACGACGAGGAGAACGCCAAGGAGAAGCUCUACUCCUACGUCCAGGCUGUCAACGUCAAGGAGGCCAAGGGUCUCCACACUGCCGUUGUCGACGAGGAGUAA
Molecule: messenger RNA, 1281 nt
Organism: Aspergillus sclerotioniger CBS 115572
Lineage: Eukaryota; Fungi; Ascomycota; Eurotiomycetes; Eurotiales; Aspergillaceae
Product: carbon-nitrogen hydrolase
Exons: 6
Coding region: 1-1281 (426 amino acids)
Biological process (GO): oxaloacetate metabolic process; L-glutamine metabolic process; translation
Cellular component (GO): mitochondrion; ribosome
Molecular function (GO): omega-amidase activity; structural constituent of ribosome
Source: RefSeq, a predicted model, not a curated record